Molecule: messenger RNA, 460 nt
Organism: Striga hermonthica
Lineage: Eukaryota; Viridiplantae; Streptophyta; Magnoliopsida; Lamiales; Orobanchaceae
Source: the annotation of a GenBank genome assembly
GGAGAGAAUCCGACGAGAGCAGGCUUCUGACGAGUUUGAUCGUGUCAUGGAGGCCAAAGUUCGCGCCGGAGGUGUACAGGAUUUUCAGCUAGGUGCCGAUGGUGCCUUGGAGUUCAGAGGUAGGAUCGUGGUCCCGAAGGCCGAGGCAUUGCGGAAGGAGAUUUUAUCAGAGGCACAUACCGCACUUUACUUGGCCCACCCCGGGAGCACGAAGAUGUACCACGACUUGAAAGGGUCGUUUUGGUGGAGAGGCAUGAAGAAGGACGUCGCCGAAUUCGUUAGGCGAUGUCUAACCUGUCAGCAAGUCAAGGCCGAGCAUCAGAGUCCAAUUGGCCUCCUACAGCCACUGCCGAUUCCAAGGUGGAAGUGGGAGGAAGUCACUAUGGAUUUCGUUACGGGAUUACCGAGUUCGGCUGAACAUCACGACGCUAUCUGGGUCGUGGUCGACAGAUUGACCAAG